AUGUCCCUUGGAGAGGCGCAGAGCUUGGGGGAGCAGAUACCACACUUAAUUCACCCCAAGGUGGUAAAUAACCUGGGCAUCUCGACCAACGCCAGCUCCCUGGUGGAAGGCAUGGAUUCUGUGGCUGCCCAAUGCCUCACCAACUCCUCCAACAUCAAGUCGAUGUCUUGCAGCCCGGCUACGUAUGUGUUGCUGUGGACGGAGCCUGAUGUCUCUGAGGGUGUCCUGACCACCGUGAUUGGCUCCAGCAUGGAUCUGGAGUGUGCCUGUAUUUCCAGCUCAGGACCCAAGUACCACUGGAUCCACAAGCACUCUCUCCUGAGCACCUUGGAUGCGAACGUGACCUUCCCUCGUCUGUCCUGGGAGCAGAUGGGCCGCAUCAGGGGCAGUAGCCAUGCCAGACAGCCUUCCUCCACGCCGGCCAUGCCGAAGUCACAGCUUUUGGGUGACACACUCCCUUUCCUCUGA
This is a messenger RNA of Jaculus jaculus (lesser Egyptian jerboa), 468 nucleotides long. RefSeq names its product CEA cell adhesion molecule 18 (gene Ceacam18). The transcript has 3 exons. Lineage: Eukaryota; Metazoa; Chordata; Mammalia; Rodentia; Dipodidae. The record is from RefSeq and is a predicted model, not a curated record. Bases 1 to 468 code for a protein of 155 amino acids.